This is a messenger RNA of Sphaeramia orbicularis (orbiculate cardinalfish), 2422 nucleotides long. It is a transcript of the gene pmpca, whose product is annotated as peptidase, mitochondrial processing subunit alpha. The coding region runs from base 1 to 1554 and encodes 517 amino acids. Gene Ontology annotation, cellular component: mitochondrion. Gene Ontology annotation, molecular function: metalloendopeptidase activity; metal ion binding. The transcript has 13 exons. NCBI's taxonomy places the organism in Eukaryota, Metazoa, Chordata, Actinopteri, Kurtiformes, Apogonidae. The record is from RefSeq and is a predicted model, not a curated record.
AUGGCCACUCACAUGUCGAGGUGUAGGACCUGGAAUCGUGUCCAAAGGUUUGGGAUCGCAGCCUACAGAAAGUACAGCAGUGGUGGUGGAUACCCAAAUAUCUCCCUGUCUACACCGCUGCCAGGGAUCCCCAAGCCAGUGUUUGCAUCUGUGGAUGGUCAUGAAAAAUAUGAAACCAAGAUAACUACUUUAGAAAAUGGCCUCAAAGUGGCAUCUCAGAACAAAUUUGGUCAAUUUUGCACAGUUGGAAUUUUAGUGAACUCUGGAUCAAGACAUGAAGCAAAGUACCCCAGUGGAAUAGCUCACUUCAUAGAGAAACUUGCCUUUUCUUCUACAGCUCAGUAUGGGAGUAAAGAUGAAAUUCUCCUUACAUUGGAAAAGCAUGGAGGGAUAUGUGAUUGCCAAACAUCAAGAGAUACCACAAUGUAUGCAGUGUCUGCUGAGGUGAAGGGUUUGGACACAGUAGUCAAUCUUCUGUCCGAUGCUGUUCUACAGCCUCGCCUUCUGGAGGAAGAGAUUGAGAUGACCAGAAUGGCAGUACGCUUUGAGUUAGAGGAUCUAAACAUGAGGCCGGACCCUGAACCUUUACUCACGGAGAUGAUCCAUGCUGCAGCAUAUCGAGGCAACACAGUGGGACUCCCUCGGUUCUGUCCUGUACAAAAUGUGGAGAAGAUCGACAAGAAAGUGCUUCACAACUACCUGCGUAACUACUACUGUCCAGAGCGCAUGGUGCUGGCAGGAGUGGGCAUUGAACACGAGCAGCUUGUCGAGUGUGCCAGGAAGUACCUGCUAAAUGUAAAGCCAGCUUGGGGGAUUAGCGCACCGGCCAACGUUGACCUCUCUGUAGCACAGUACACUGGAGGCAUAGUCAAGAUGGAGAAGGACAUGUCCGAUGUGAGUCUUGGCCCCACCCCGAUCCCAGAGCUCACCCACAUAAUGAUUGGCUUGGAGAGCUGCUCCUUCUUGGAGGAUGACUUCAUCCCCUUUGCAGUGCUCAACAUGAUGAUGGGUGGAGGAGGUUCUUUUUCUGCAGGAGGACCAGGAAAAGGCAUGUUUACGCGGCUCUACCUGAACGUACUCAACAGACAUCAUUGGAUGUACAACGCCACAUCCUACCAUCAUAGUUAUGAAGACAGUGGUCUCUUGUGCAUUCACGCAAGUGCAGACCCAAGACAGGUGCGAGAAAUGGUGGAGAUAAUAACCAAAGAGUUCAUUCAGAUGGCUGGCAACGCAGGAGAGAUGGAGCUGGAAAGGGCCAAAACACAGCUUAAGUCCAUGUUGAUGAUGAACCUCGAGUCACGGCCGGUUAUUUUUGAAGAUGUCGGCCGCCAGGUCCUGUCCACAGGAAAAAGAAAGCUGCCGCAUGAACUCUGUGAUCUAAUAAGCAAUGUGACAGCUGGUGAUAUUAAGAGAGUGACUACGAAGAUGCUGCGCAGUAAGCCUGCUGUAGCAGCUCUGGGAGACCUGACGGAGCUGCCGUCGUACGAACACAUCCAAGCCGCCCUGUCCAGCAAAGAUGGACGCCUGCCCCGCAUGUACCGCCUCUUCCGAUAAGACCCGUUGCCAUUCAGCCAGUCACAGCUGGCUGACAUCACUGUAAAUAUACUGGACUGUAAGCUCACAUUAGUGUUCCCUCCAACACAGAACUCUGCACAGCUCACUCUGUGGAGGGGACUAUGACCAAGUCUCAAGUCUCAUUCUGAGAGAGAGAGGGGAAGAUUUUAAAGAAAAGUUACGUUUUACUUACUUUACAGAAAAGCCUAUACACACUCAACUAUUUGUAUUUAUUCUUAAGAAGCCAUACUAUGUUAUUAAUGGGAUAGUUUGAAGGUGUUUCCUUCAAAGGGACAAUUCACCACAGAAAAACAAAAUCCAAAUAAUAUUUUCAGUUUAAAGAAGUGGGCUGUUUUGUUGUCGUUUAUGAAUCCCAGUGGUGUCUACACUGUCAAUUUGCACCUUUUUUUCCCCCAAUACUUUUCCAAAAUUACAGGACAUUGACUCUCUAAAACAUCACCUGGAGCCUCUUUAUUUCAGCUCAUACAGGAAGUUAAAAAUAUUAAUAUUUAACAGCAGCACUUGACUAUCUUCCAUUAAAGCACAGGAGACACAAUAAACAUGGAUAUUAACAGAUAAAUAAAGGAAUUGUUAAAAAAUUCUGGAUCAGUGUGACUGCCAGUAUGUUCUGAAGAUGUAGCUCAUGUUUUUGUUACUGCUGUGUCUUAAAUGUUCUGUGACGUGCUCAAGUGUUUUUGUAUUUUUGUCGUUCCCCUGAGGAUAUACCCAACAGAAUUUAAUGGCUCACAUUUGACUAUAUUUACUUGGUUAUCAAUCAUUUUUGACCAGAACGAAUGCUUCAACUCAUGUCAGGCAGUUGUUAAAUAAAUGUGAUUACUUUAAAUAAAAAUAUUUUACAUUUUAUCCA